AUGGAGCAGCCGGGAUGUGUGGUGGCAGUGGUGGGAGCUGGGCUUGCCGGGCUGUCAUUUGCGGCGGCGGUGAUGCAGGAAUCCUUGCGGGACCGCAAACUUGCCAAAUGCAAGGUCGUCGUCUUCGAGCAGUCUCUGGUACUGGACCCUGGUGCACUCCGGUCGUUGCCCUUGGCACGAGUUGGCCUGAAGGCACUCCAUGCCUUGGAGUGUCCUCUGGUUAGCGCAGCAUUCCGGCAGGAGACCGAUUGCAUACGUCGCGAAGAUCUAUUGAAAUGGUUUGUCAGUCUGUUGCCAGCAGACACGAUUCAUUUUGGCAAGUCUUUCCGAGGGUUUCAUGUCGAUGGCAACCAGCUCUUUUGCCGCUUUCAAAGCAUGGAUGCUGGAAAUCUACAACUGGAGGGUCCAUUUGAUGCUGUUGUAGCUGCGGAUGGUCUUCGUUCAGAUGUUCGGAGCGAGUGCGAAGCAGCCUGCAAACAAGGACCUCAUCGGCUUCGGGAUUUGAUUCUGGGUGGAUCGAUCUUAUUCCUUGGGGAUGCUCGGCGAGCUUUUCGAAAAGAGCGAGAUCUGGGACUUGGCAGGGUUUUCGGAGGUGGCAACAAAGCAAUAGAACAAGGCGUUCAAUUGGCGGGCUCCCUCAUAGAGGCCUUUGAUCGUGCUGCCAGGCCCGUGCGUGGUUCCACCAGCCUGCACCAGGCGCUGCAAAGCAAAUCUAUUCAUUUCUGCCAUUUUAUGGCAGUCACUGGCUUGUCAGAGAGGUUGCGAUGGCAUUGCAGAAAGCGGCGGCGGCCGUGCGAUGAAGACGAACCUAGUGUUGAAAAUCGAUCCAACUGUGCGGGCGCCAGUUCUCUGUUGUGUGCCAUGGACUUCCCUCCAGAAGUUCGAGAGCUCGUGCAGCAGCUGAAGUCUGCUGGGAUGCAGAUUGACGAAUCGAAUCCGCAGGAAGUGAUGCAGGCUCUGUUUCGAGUGCAGCAAAUGGCGGCCAACAAGAAGAAGGCCGAGAUGAUCAGUAAAGAGCGCGCGCUCCCUGGCCGAAGUGAAGCGCAGGUCGUGCCAGCUCAGCAUUUUGUGCUGAACAAUCCGAUGAAGGGUCCAUGGCCUGCAGGAUUUAAAGUCUGUGUCUUUGCAAACGGCUGCUUCUGGGGCAGUGAGAAGGGAAUCUGGCGCUUGCCCGGUGGUGGCAUUUACUCUACAGCUGUUGGUUAUGCUGGUGGCUAUACCCCAAACCCGACUUACGAAGAAGCAUGUUCAGGACAAACUGGACAUACUGAAGCAGUGCAGGUGGUUUUUGACCCUUCGAAGAUAAGUCUGGUGGAUAUUUUGCGCUGGUUUUGGGAAGCCCAUGAUCCCACACAAGGAAUGGGUCAAGGGAACGACCGUGGCACACAAUAUCGUAGUGCCUUGUAUUAUUUUGAUGAUGAGCAGAGGCAGCUGUACGAAGCCAGUAAAGAAGCAUAUGAAGCUGAGCUGAAAGCCAAUGGAAAGGGCCGUGGACCGAUUACAACGGAAAUUCGAGCAGCCUCCGAUUUCGAGGGCGAGGUUUUCUUCUAUGCAGAAGAGUACCACCAGCAAUAUCUGGCAAAGCCAGGAGCUCGUCCGUACUGUUCGGCAGAGCCACAGCAGGUGUCACUUCCAGCAUUUGAGAAGUGGUGCCCUGCUGUUCUGCGGAGCAAGCAUGCGCCGAAGUUACCGGAGCCUACACAGUCGCUUCGAGCUGUUGAUACUCUGAGGAAAGGGAGCCUUGUGCUUGCAGCCUUGCUCCAGGAGAUCCAGGCUGUGGGACCUUCAGGCACGAUAUGGAUGCAGAAUACCGUGGUCGCUCCAGUCCUUGUUGUACAGACGGAGGACGAGCAUGGAGAAUGGUGUGAGGCCGUGGACGACUGCGAAAAGCUGCUGUACAAGACGGCCGUUUGCCAUUUUCAGGGCACCACCGACUGUGGUGGUCGGAACUGUGGUUCUCACGGAGUGUGCGUACAUCUGAAGGAAUACCAGAACACCUUCGACACUGGUAAUAGCUGUGAACGCGGCUACAUGGACGAUGGGGAGAAGUGUGUAGCUGCAGACUGUGGGCCGCUGCAGGAUCCAUUCGGCAUCUGGCACGGCAGUCACGCCUACCUUGGGGUGCGAGACUUCUUCUUGCUUGCUGGCUCUCGUACCGACCCCGCCGCUGCUUAA
This is a messenger RNA of Symbiodinium necroappetens, 2175 nucleotides long. Lineage: Eukaryota; Dinophyceae; Suessiales; Symbiodiniaceae. The record is from the annotation of a GenBank genome assembly.